AUGUGGAGUCCGUGUUCAACCUCAGCCGAUGUACGAGCUUUGUUUGACUCCAUCAUCGAGCGCUUCCCAACGACCAAGGCUAAGUUGAAUGCGACUGCUACUAUCGUCCAUUUUCCUACUUUUGAAGCAGCCGCAGUGAAGGUCAUUAAUGGAGAGGUUGGCAGUCUGACGGCCAGUGAGUGGAAGGCAAUCAAGCGCUUUGAGGUGGAGACGGCGUCAGCAAGCUCUCGCAGAAAGCGCAAGCGGCGUGAUGACGAUGAGAAGGAAGAAGACUUCGCUACGUCGGUGCUGAGAGCAAAGAAGGCGAGCGGGAGACAGACAUCGGCUUACUACUCCAAGCUCCCAGAGAAGCUGCCUCCAACCAGCAACCGCUGUGAGAGGCUCUUUUCCCAGGCCAAGCUAGUACUGACGCCGCAACGAGCAUCUUUGUUGCCUGUGAACUUUGAAAUGCUAAUGUUUCUACGUGCUAACAGAAGCUAUUGGGAUAUGGGUAUGGUGCAGGACGUAUAUGAGCAGAUGUGA
Molecule: messenger RNA, 522 nt
Organism: Phytophthora nicotianae INRA-310
Lineage: Eukaryota; Oomycota; Peronosporomycetes; Peronosporales; Peronosporaceae
Exons: 2
Coding region: 1-522 (173 amino acids)
Source: RefSeq, a predicted model, not a curated record